GCCGCUACUGUCCAAAUUAAAAGUAACGGGCAUAAAAAAAGGAUAUUACACAUUUGUUAGGUGGCUCAUAACGUGAUUAAUGAUUUAACUUCAUCAGCAAAGAGGAUAAAAAACAAAAAGUGCUUAAAAUAUCAAAGAAAAUGACAAAAAGGUGUGAUUUUUAUAGUGCAAGCUGUACAAGGCGAGGUCAGUCCGGUUGAUUUAUUAAGAUUCAGAAAGGCUGUUUUGCAGAUUCAGAGAGAAGAUGCCGAGGAGCAGAUUUGCAGGUUCACUCACUUCGCCGAAGGUCGACGUUGUUAUCGACAUGGGCAAUCCCUUCCUCAAUCACACUGUCGAUGCUUUCUUGAAGAUUGGGACGGUAGCUGCUGUCAAAACUGCAGCUGAGGAAUCUUAUUACAUGGUAGAACGAGGAAGGGUUUCACAGGACAAACUUUCACAUUCGUUAAAGAAAAUGUGCAAAGAAGGCGCUUAUUGGGGGACUGUAGCUGGAGUAUAUGCUGGAAUGGAGUUCGGGGUGGAGAGAAUCCGAGGAGAAAGAGAUUGGAAGAAUGCAAUGAUAGGGGGUGCACUGACUGGGGCACUUAUAUCUAUUGCCAGCAGCGAAAACAAAGAGAAAAUUGUAAAGAGUGCCAUAACAGGUGGUGCUCUUGCAACUGCAGCAGAAUUCCUCAAUUAUCUCAAGUGAAGCAUGGAAAAUAAAUUAUGUCUUAUGGCCCAAUAAUGGUUCCAUGCAUGUAAUGUUUGUUCCUCUUUGUUGGCUAUGUAAGAUUCAUAAGACAAAACACAACUUUGCCUUGGAGAACAUUGGUGGCAGCUGGCAAGCUUUAUUCUCUCACAAUGUUUAACAUGUUCCCUCAAGGCCUCAGGCCCUCAACAUUGAGUGGUCAUUUGUCAACACUAGGAAUUUAGUGUAGCCUGAGCUUGAGUUAGGAAUGAGCAGGAAAACUAUUUCUUUAAUAUAAAUUUUUAUAAAAGAAGUUGUCCUAAAUAGGAAUAAAAACGUUUGAGAAUUUCAAAAUAGGAGUAUUAUAUUUUUAUUCUAUAAUUUUG
This is a messenger RNA of Cuscuta epithymum, 1050 nucleotides long. Lineage: Eukaryota; Viridiplantae; Streptophyta; Magnoliopsida; Solanales; Convolvulaceae. The record is from the annotation of a GenBank genome assembly.